This is a messenger RNA of Nycticebus coucang (slow loris), 5362 nucleotides long. It is a transcript of the gene RASSF9, whose product is annotated as Ras association domain family member 9. The coding region runs from base 343 to 1650 and encodes 435 amino acids. The record is from RefSeq and is a predicted model, not a curated record. The transcript has 2 exons. Gene Ontology annotation, biological process: signal transduction. Lineage: Eukaryota; Metazoa; Chordata; Mammalia; Primates; Lorisidae.
AAAUAACUUCAGAACACAAUAGCAUCCCCCUCCCUUCCUCUCUCCUCUCUCCCUUUUUUUCUUUUCCUGCUUCCAAACGAAACGCCUUCUUCGAGGCUGAAGCUGGGCAGGUCUCCAAAGGUGCAGCAGCCACAACAAUCCAGCAGUUAAAAGUUAAGCAGCAGUUGCACAACUUCCAGCAACUCUCUCAGCAGCUAGUAAUGAGCUGAAAGCCAGGAACAUCUGAGGAGGUGCAGAGAAAGCUCCCAGCCUUCCUCCUUUCACCCUAGAAACCCAGAUUCUCCUCCCCCACCCUAGAUCACUGUAAGACACGCUUCUGAUUGCUCACUAGCCCGGCAGACCAUGGCUCCCUUUGGAAGAAACUUGCUAAAGGCUCGGCAUAAAAACAGAUCUCCAACUAAGCACAUGGAUUCAGAAGAGAAGGAAAUUGUGGUUUGGGUUUGCCAAGAAGAGAAGAUUGUCUGUGGGUUAACGAAACGCACCACCUCUGCUGAUGUCAUCCAGGCUUUGCUUGAGGAACAUGAGGCUACAUUUGGAGAGAAACGAUUUCUUCUGGGGAAGCCCAGUGAUUACUGUAUCAUAGAGAAGUGGAGAGGCUCCGAACGGGUUCUUCCUCCACUCACUAAAAUCUUCAAGCUUUGGAAAGCGUGGGGGGAGGAGCAGCCCAACAUGCAGUUUGUUCUAGUGAAGGCCGAUGCUUUCCUUCCAGUUCCUUUGUGGCGGACAGCUGAAACCAAAUUAGUGCAAAACACAGAAACACUGUGGGAGCUCAGCCCGGCCAACUACAUGAAGACGUUACCACCAGAUAAACAAAAAAGAAUAGUCAGAAAAACCUUCCGGAAACUGGCUAAAAUUAAACAGGACACAGUUUCCCACGACCGAGAUAAUAUGGAGACGUUAGUCCAUCUGAUUAUUUCCCAGGAUCAUACUAUUCAUCAGCAAGUCAAGAGAAUGAAAGAGCUGGAUAUGGAAAUUGAAAAGUGUGAAGCUAAGUUUCACCUUGAUCGGGUGGAACAUGAUGGAGAAAAUUAUGUUCAGGAUGCAUAUUUAAAGCCCGGUGUCAGUGAAACUGAGCAGAAGCUGGACACGCAGUCUGAGGAAUGUCAGAUUCUGGAGGACCUAAGUGAAAGCGACGGGAUUGUACAGCUGGAGGAAAGACUGAAAUAUUACCGAAUGCUCAUCGAUAAACUCUCUGCUGAAAUAGAAAAAGAGGUAAAAAGUGUUUGCAUGGAAAUAAAGGAAGAUGCAGAAGGGGCAGCUUCAAGUGACCUGGACAGCUGUAAUUUAGAAGGCGUUAAGUGUGAUUUGGAGAAAAGCAUGAAAACUGGUUUGAAAAUCCACUCUCAUUUGAGUGGCAUCCAGAAGGAGAUUAAAUACAAUGACUCAUUACUUCAGAUGAAAGCGAAAGAAUAUGAACUCCUGAUGAAGGAGUUCAGCUCACUUCACAUUAACAACAAAGAUGGAGCCCAGCUAAAGGAAAACAGAGGGAAGGAAUCCCAGGCUUCCAACAGCAGCGGAGAGGUUCCUCCCUUUACUAAAACAGUAGUCAACACGUACACAAAUGACACGGACUCAGAUACUGGCAUCAGCUCUAACCACAGUCAGGACUCUGAGACAGCUGCAGGAGAUGUGAUACUGUCAUCGACAUGAUAGGAAUAGCUUCCUUCUCACCUGCUUUCAUGUUGUUCAUGGGUGUUUUUUUUUUUUAAUUUAAUAGAAAACUUUAUUUUAAAUGUGACUUUUUGAAAAAAAUGUAAUCAUGUUACAGUAUUCAGUAGUUAAUAAAAAUGAGAGAAAUUAGCUUUUCAUUUUUGAUAUGAGGUUUCUGAUGGGACUUUAAUCAUUGCAAGUUCAAACAAUACAUGGGGUAUUUAUCAGAAAUGUAGUAAGCAGUUGUAUGUGUACGAUACCAAUUUUUUUUGAGAAUCAGGUUAUAAUCUUUCACAGCUUCAAUGGAAAACGGCUUACAUAAACUUAAAAACAAUUCUCAAUAUUAGAUGAGCAAAAUAUUCAGACAUAAAGAAGUAAAAUUAAAACGUUAUUUUUUUAACACUAUAUGAUUAGGAGUUUUUAAUCUGUAAAGUAUAUGACUUCAACUACUGUCUUGUAACAGCCUUAAUCCAAAUCUCAGUUCUUUUCAUUGAUCCUUUGAUUGUAGAAAAUAUUGUUUUGUCACGUCUUGAAUUCUUCUCUUUCUUUAGGCCCAUGUGAAGUGGCUGCUGUUGGGACAUGUUUAAAUACUGACAGGGAAUCAGAGGUAUAGAUGGGGCAGGGCCAAGUGCUGCACAGAAGCAGCAAUUUUUCCUAAGAGUAGACUUACCAAGAGCUCUGCAUGAGCUUUGCUCUUUGGCAAUGCAGAUCUUCUGAUCAAAGGUGCAUUCUUUGAGUGAGGUACAGUGUGAGUUACAGAAAAGAAAUCACAGUCUUGUUCAUUUAUGCUUCAUCUACAAAAGUUGUAGUGAUGAAUUUGGAGUCCUUUGUGUGGAUUAAAUAGAGUUCGGUAUGCCAUAAUUAUUAGCAUUUUAUCUCUGAACCUGCACAGGGGAACUCCCCUGGACAAAAGUCUUUAGUUUUCCUAUAAAGCAAUUCAGAUUGGCUUUUCAGUACUUCAUUUAAGGUGCUUAAAAAAUGCUUAAUACUUUAAAAAGUACUAGCACCAUCUCGAGCAGAAUAGUAAAAAUCCCAAGAAAUUGGACGACUUAUUUAGGUCCCAUCAUGACUGACAGGUAUUAUAGUGCCAGACAGUGCUUGGUUUUGCUUGGCUUUUCAUUAGGAAUUCCCUUUCUCCUUCUUUCUUUUCUUUCCUUUCUUUCUUCCUAUCUGCCUUUCUUUUCCUUUUUUCCUACCUGUCUGCCUUACUUUUCUCCUCCCUCCUUUUCUUCUUUCCUUGUUUCCUGCCCAUGAACAUGUGCAAUCAUAGUGAAUAUUGCUAUAGUAAAUUUUUUCCUUGGGUGACACCUUUUCUGUGUGCCAGUGCACAUGUUAAGUUGAAAUACUAUUUUACUUAGUUUCUAUAUGUGGAUACUGGUUAUGAUUCUCAGUAUUUCUCAUUUCUCCCCUUUCAUUAUCGGGCAUAGUGUAGUGCAGGUUUUAACUGCAUUGUUUUUCUUUUUGAUAUUCAAAAUUUGAGAAGUGUAUAAUUUUUGUGAAACAACUUGUUAACUCAGCUUUCUUACCUUUCUUAAACUUUCAUAAUGUGUUAUUUCAUUCCUCCCUUCUUUUCACCCAUUUUGGAAAGAUAGUUAGAAUUUCAUGAGUGUUUCACUUUUAGGGAGAAAUUAUGUUUUCGUUUAUUUUACCAAGAUAUUUAUAGGCCAUGUUGGAAUUUGGCUGGUAGAAAAUAGGAAUUUACAGUGGAAAGCACAGUGACAUAGAGUUAUAAUGCUAACAUGGAAAUACGGAGAGGGAUAAUGCUAACAUAGCUUAUAAUUCUUAAAAACGAAGGAGUUUAAUCUGUGAAAAUUAAAUUUACCUGCCUAAUAGUUCAUAAAAUUAUUUAACAGCAUAUUAAGCUAUUGAUACAUUCAUUGUUCACUAAUGGGGAUUAAAUUCAGAAGAUUACAAUAAAUGAUAAAGUGAUUAUAAUGUGUUUUUCUGAAGUAUAAGUAAUCUUUUUUGAUUACUCUGAUCGUUAGAAGGAGACUAAUAAAAAUAACUGUUUAUCCAUUUGACUAAUUAGAUGAAUUUAUAACUGGUUCUGAUAAGAAAUAAGACUGGAGAAAUUUUGAAUUUGUUCAUUUUAGAAAUUUUGAAUUAAGUUCUGCUUUUGUCCAGUUAAAUACAGUCAGAUAGUUAAAGGGCCAAUUCUUCUGAAUAAGAGAGUAAAUAAUGUUUUUAUAAUUCUUGGUAGAAAGCAAGACCAUUGAUUUUUAAAUUUAUUCUGGAAUUUCUAUUUCCUAUUAAUAUUUAUGCUUUUGAUAGUUAUAACCUUUACAAUUAAUCAUUCAUUAGGUACUGUGGUAAAUCUCUGAGAGUUACAGGUUAAUACCAAUAGAAAUACUAAAAUAUAAUGCCUGCAUGUCUAUACACUGAGCUGUUUGUUAUUAAAUUGAGAAUUAGACUCCAAAGAAAGUUUGUUUUCACUACCUACAGAAACUUUUGACAUAUAAAUUCUUGUGUAACCUGACAGAUUAAGUAUGAAACUGCCUUUUUAUGCAGCUAGAAGAGGCAAACCAAAGCUAACUGUUGUUCAUUUUCAUAAUAAGAAGUAGAGACACCCUUAUUCAUCCUUCCACCUGGAAUUCCUUUCUCUUUCUCUUCCAUACACUGAAAUUUUACCUUUUCUCGUGGUCUUUUUAAUGUGCUAGUUCUUAUACAAAAUAUUUUGUUCUGUUCAAUCAGUUGUAAUCUUCUAUCUCUAAACUCACCUAUAUUUUAGAGGUACUUCUCAAAGAGAAGCAUUUAUAUUCUGGUUUAUGUCAUAUUUAUUGAUGUACUUAUCUAACUCCACUAUCUCAAUGGAUUCUUACUUUAUCAACUAUUUUAUUGACUGUAUUCAUUUAUAUCAACUUAUUUGCCCCCUCUAGUCAAUUUUUUUUAAUUGAAUUACUAAAUUUUAGAGGUGUAUACUUUUCUGUGUGUGUAUUUUUAUGCGUGUAAAUGAUGCAUGUGCCUUUUAUAUAUGAAUAUACAUUUUGGCAGACUUAAAACAUUAUCAGUAGUUGUUUUGGGGAGGUACUAAUCUCCAUGCUACUAUAAUUUUUUUUCAUGUGGCACAAUUUUUAGUUUUAUUUGUAAUUCACAGAAUUACUGAUUUAAAGCAAUGCAAAUACUAUCUUUAUUAGCCAAUUUGAUGGUUAAAUUCUCUGCAUUGUGUGCUUAUAAGUAAAAGUAUAUUUUAGAGUUGAGUUUUCAGUAGUAGAUUCACAAAAUACAUAUUUUAUUUUUCUUCUUCAGUAAAAUAAUAAAUGGCCCCUUAUCAGUGUGUGAUAGCUAAUCUAAAUCCAUUAAAAUUUUAUUUUUAUAUUUAUUUAGAAAUCUAUAUGUGACAAAAUAUAUCUCUGUGGCUGCAUUUUAUAAUUUUCAAAGUAAAGCAUUUUUACUAGUGGCAAAUACCUUUUAAUUAUAACAGAGUCCUUAAAUAUUAAAAAUAUUUUUCAUACUUCCUUUGUUUAAUAAACCUGAUGUGACAAAUAUAAAGUAUAUAUCAUUUCUUCAAGUUGGAACUGAUUCCACAUAACAAAAUAAAUAAUCAUGCCUUUCAUGUGAUUUUGUUUUUCUGGGUAUGCUUCUUGGUUGUAUUAAAAAUCAAUUUUAUACUAGUUAUAAUUACGUAACUGCUAAGCUAACCCACACAACUUGUUUUAAGAUUAUUUCAUGACAGUAUAAAUGUAUAGCAAAUAAAAUCUAACAUAAAUUUUUA